GAGAAUUUUCCAUCCACACUAGUUGGAUCGAUCGAUCAUUCUUCCUGGUAUUCAUUAUUCAUUGCCACUUCUCUCCGUCCGUCAAAUUAUAGGUGGUCAAUUUUAUAUAUACAGUCCAACCUGUUCUUCGCAGAUACUCCCUCGCUGUCGUCUACACUCUACCCUCUACUGUACAAUCGCCAAUCAUGAAAUUCUCCAAAAAGUCUGAUCCGGGCCCCCUUUCCUCACCCCCCACACCACCGGACUCUAAUUCCAACUCCAAUUCCAAUGACAACUCGAAUGAGAAACGCCGCAGCUCCUCCUACGACGAAGGCCGCGUGCCAUGGGUAACAUGGCGAUCUUUAACCCUCGGUGCCUUCGUCUCAAUCGGCGGUAUCAUCUUCGGCUACGACACGGGACAGAUCUCGGGCUUUCUCGAAAUGAACAAUUACAAGCAGCGGUAUGGACAGUUUCGGAACGGGUCAUGGUCAUUUAGUAACGUUCGAUCCGGAUUGAUCGUUUCCAUGUUAUCAAUCGGAACCAUGAUCGGUGCCCUUCUCGCCGGCCCGCUCGCAGAUCGCAUCGGUCGUAAAUGGUCCAUCUUCGCUUGGUGCGUGAUCCUACAUGUCGGGCUGAUUAUCCAAAUUUCUUCGCCAGCGGGGAAAUGGUAUCAAAUGAUGAUGGGCCGGUUCGUGACGGGUUUCGGUGUUGGUGCUUGUUCGUUGCUGGUCCCGAUGUACCAGGGUGAGAUUGCGCCGAGGCAUAUUCGUGGUGCGAUGGUUUGUUCUUAUCAACUCUUCGUCACGCUGGGUAUCUUCGUCGCGUAUUGCAUCAACUUCGGCACGGAACAUAUCACCGAUACCGCAUCCUGGCGGAUCCCACUCGGUAUUACGUUCCUCUGGGGAUUGAUUCUGGGAUUCGGGAUCCUGCUCUUCCCCGAAUCUCCUCGUUUUGAUUAUCGGAGGGGCCGUAUCGAGACGGCCAAGAGGACUAUGAGCAAGUUGUACGGUGUCCCGGAGAACCACCGGGUCAUUGUCCAUGAGAUUCUUGAGAUUCAGGAACAACUCGAUGCGGAGAAAGGUUCCAAGGGCGGGUGGCAUGGUUGGAUCGAGAUGUUCCAGGCUCCGAGAAUGCCCUAUCGAAUCGUACUGGGCGUGACCUUGCAGGCGUUGCAGCAGCUUACUGGUGCUAACUACUUCUUCUACUACGGAACCGUCAUUUUCAACGGCGCAGGUAUCAGCAAUACCUACGUCACACAAAUGAUCCUCGGCGGCGUCAACUUCGGCACCACCUUUGGCGGCCUCUAUGUCAUCGAACACUUCGGCCGACGCAAAUCUCUCAUUGCCGGCGGGAUCUGGAUGUUCGUCUGUUUCAUGGUCUUUGCCUCUGUCGGCCACUUCUCUCUAGACGUCCAAAACCCACCCGCCACACCGGGCGCAGGCAAAGCCAUGGUCGUCUUUGCCUGCCUCUUCAUCACGGGCUUCGCAAUGACUUGGGGUCCCAUGGUAUGGGCGAUCGUUGCAGAGCUCUAUCCGAGUCGAUACCGGGCGCGGGCGAUGGCGUUGGCGACGGCGUCCAAUUGGUUGUGGAAUUUCCUGAUUGGCUUCUUUACGCCGUUCAUUACGGGGGAUAUUGAUUUUGCGUAUGGGUACGUGUUUGCGGGGUGUUUGUUUUUUGCGGUGCUCGUGGUUUAUUUCUUUGUUCUCGAGGGCAAGGAUAAGACCCUGGAGGAGAUGGAUAUGAUGUAUGUGAUGAGGGUGAAGCCUUGGGAGAGUUCCAAGUGGCAGACUCCUGCGCCGGAGGAGCAGUUGACUACGGCGCAGUUGAUGGAUCGGAGGGUUGCGGAGGGUUAUGAUCGUGAGGAAGAGGCUGCUGCUGGGAGGAAGGCUGCCGAGACGCCGGGGCAUAUUCAUGCCGAGGAUACCACCGAGGCCGGUCCUUCACAGGCAUAAGGUGUAGUACGGGAGGAGGGAAGAGAGGGAUGUUGAAAAGUAGAGAGAAGGAAAAGUGUGCGAGAGAGCUCAAAAGUAUAAAGUCUUAUAUUAGAAGAGAUUGAGCAUAUAUACAUGGCAGAUUAUGUGUACAUAUCACAAGUCCGGUACACGAUGGACGAGGGGUACAUUAACAAAUUGACGGUUUACAAGACUGGAAAUGUGCUAUAUUUAUCAAUAUUCGUUGGAUUCUCGUCAAUUUAGUUUUCAUUAAACAUUCCAUCCUCAAACACCAGGGAUGAGGGAUGGUGUAAACGAGUAUGCGUCAAUCCCAAUCACAAUUUGAAUCUUCCUCUUGAUAAUCAUCACAAUUGCUUCAAAGGUAAGUCAAAUUGGAACCAAAUCCAAAACUCCACAAUGAACAGAGAAAAUAAAUCCAGAAAAUACACGAGUCAUGACGCCUGCCAGGGCCUCGUCCAUCUCUCUCGUCGAGAGGAUAACCGGAUGGAGUAACCAGAGUAACCCUUGACCCCCAUAAACGGAUGCAGAUAAGAAGAAGAUCACAGAAGACGAAACAAAAAAGAUACCAUUUGCAGACGGAGUUCCAUAUCCUCUUCGUCCACAAGCACAAAGCCCCUUCUAAUCCAUAAAGUCACCACGAAGAAUCUUCUCCUGGAAGAAAUCGGGUUUAUUCUGCUUGGGCUGCUUAGGAAUCUCUCGAAUGGGUUGCUCCAUCGAGGCAAUCGAGGCGGCGCGCUGGUGACCAGCCUGACGACUGGGAUUCUGCGGGGAGACGGGCCCCCCGAUGGAUGGGGCUCGCUCGGCGCGGUGACGGAGCGCCUCGGUCCAAUUGAAGCCUUCGCCUGGGCGGCGCGAUGCGUUAGAUCUCUCUUCCAGAAGGGCAGCUGAAGAACUUGCAGAUGCAGGAGAUCGGGAAGGAGGGCUAUGGCCCGCCGCGGUGGACGCGGUGCGCCGUGCCCCUGUCAGGGAUGAACUAGGGGGUGGGUAUCUACCAUUGCCUAUACUUCCGGCCCGAGCCUCACGCAGGGCCUGAGCUCCAAAGGACACUCGCCGGGCAAAUGGCGAGCUGGGGGUCACGCCGGGAGAGGAUGGCUCUCCAUCCUCUGCCACGGCAUCUUCAUUGUUCGGAAUCGACCCCCACGAGCUGGACAGGCUGCCUCGACGGAAGGCUCGGCUUCCAAAGUUGGAGGCCUGGGUGGGCGAGCCCGAGAGGCCCAGGGUGGAAAUGGACAGCCGGCGCUGCUGGUUGGCUUGGGUAUUGUUGCCUGUCGGCUGGACGGAAGGAUUGCUAUUCUGCUUGGAGAAGAGGUCGAAGGGGAGACCGGCGAAGGAACCACGGCGGGGACGAUUCUCCGAGGAAGGAACGGAGAUGGGAGAGGUCGAGCGAUCGUUGGACAUGAUGAUGAUGGUAGUCACGGUGAUUGGUGGGUGGAUGGAUGUGCUACUCGUGGAAUUUGGGAUAAAGGGCGAUGAUGGAAGUGAGCCACGGAUGGGGGAAAGUAGGAUGGAAAAGAGAGAGAUCGAGAGAGAGCACGAAGAAGAUAACUCAGGGAGCCGAGCUGAGGAUGAGGAAACGGGUCUUGGACGGACUCGCCGCCCUUCUCAUGAGAUAGAAGUCGAAUGGGGUGAAGCCGAGGGGUACGCACAACCAGGAUGAAGGAGGGGGACCCAGUUGUAGCGUAGAGGAGGUGAUUGUGGAUGACGUGGAUGGGCAGAAUUGCACGAGAAGGGAGUGUUGAUAGGGGAUAGUCAGAAGUGGAAAGGAUGGAAGAAUGGUGGGAAGUGAUUCAAGUCAGAGUGGGAAGAGUAGAAUGAAAGGGAGAGAAGAGAUGGAAAGGAGAGAGAAAACCCAGGGGAGGGGGGAAAGAGUCGAAAUGGGGAAAGGAAGCAGACGACGGAAUGGUACCACCAGGACGCAUUCACGGGGAUGAGACCACACGGGAGCAGAGAGCAGAGAGCAAAGCAGAGUGGAGGAGGCUAGGAGGGGGGGCAAAAGGCCAGCUGCACAAAGCUAAGCUCGGGCCAAGUCCAAGGAAGAAUAUCUGGGGUAGCGCCAUCACAAAUUCCAGUUGGCCAGUCAUUCGUCAGAAUGCCCACCGUGGGCCUCCACUCAUUGCCGAACUCGGCCAAGUCGACCGUCGUUAGCUCAUUAGCUUGUCGUAUCCGAAAGUCACAAUCGGGGGCGCCCAGUGGAUCGAGAGGGAGGAAAGUGGAGAAAGACCGAGUGGGUUGCGAUGCAGAUCAGAUGGGACCGGGGAAGCAGAUUGGAGGAGAGAGAGAGAGGAGGAAUGGAUGCUGACGAGUGGAAGGACGAAAGACGGUGAGUGGCCGUG
Messenger RNA from Penicillium brasilianum, 4264 nucleotides. The record is from the annotation of a GenBank genome assembly. Lineage: Eukaryota; Fungi; Ascomycota; Eurotiomycetes; Eurotiales; Aspergillaceae.